GCUAACCAACCUCAUGACACGUUUACCAUAAAACCAAACAUGGUGUAGAGUUGCAGAGACAUUAGCCACAAAAGCCUUUGUGUUGGAAAUGAAAAUGCAAGGGAUAAUCUCCUAUGCAAUCUGUUAUCAAGCCCUUCUGCUCUUGCUUUUCCAAAUUCUAAGUUCCCAAUCUAGAACAAAUGCCACUCCUACUUUCACCGGAAAUGCAACCGAUCAUCUGGCCUUGAUAGCCUUCAAGUCCAAAAUUUCAAAUGAUCCUCAAGGGAUUUUGAAGUCCUGGAACAAUUCUAUCCACUUUUGCUUGUGGGCAGGCAUCACUUGCAGUCAUAGAAGAGAUAGAGUCACCAUCUUGGAUAUAUCAUCCAAGGGUUUGGUGGGUUCUUUGUCUCCUUCCAUAGGGAACUUGAGCUUUCUUCAUGAGAUUAGACUUUCAAACAACAGCUUUCAUGGGGAUAUUCCACCUGAAAUCGGACGUCUAUUCAGAUUACAGCUGCUAUAUCUGAGUUGCAAUUCCUUUGAAGGAAAGCUCCCAUCCAACUUGUCUAGUUGCUCCAACCUCGAAGUCCUCCACAUUGAUGACAACAAGUUAGCAGGAAAACUGCCAGUGGAGCUUGCUUCCAUCUCCAAGCUUACAUAUCUUUCUAUUCGUAGGAUUCCAGAUGCCCUAGGUCAAUUGAGAAGCUUAGGAAGUCUUGGACUCGGAGGAAAUAACCUCUCCGGUAAGAUCCCCCCAUCAAUCUAUAAUUUUUCUAUGCUUUCCAUUUUUUCCUUGGCUAAAAAUGAACUAGAAGGAGAUCUUCCAUGGGACAUAGGGCUCACCCUUCCUUAUCUAACAAACUUUCAAAUAUGGGGAAACUAUGUUAGGGGGCAAAUUCCAGCAACACUAUCCAAUGCUUCAAAACUAAAAAACAUUGAAAUGCAGCAAAAUAAUUUCUUUGGUAAAGUAACAGUUCCUUUUGGGCAUCUUCAACAGCUUUCAAAUUUGAAUUUGCGUGGCAAUCAUCUAGGAAGUGGUGAAUUUGAUGAAAUGAACUUUUUCAGUUCUUUGGCCAACUGUAGCAAUCCGAAAUCAUUAGGUCUUGCACGCAAUAAGUUCUCGGGAAGAUUGCCUGAUUCCAUAGCCAAUCUCUCUACCACUCUAAUGGGACUUGGCCUCGGAGGUACACUGGAUGUAUCUAAGAACAAGCUCUCUGGAAAAAUCCCUAGUAGCCUGAGUGGUUGCACCAGCCUUGAGAUCCUUAACUUGCAGGAAAACCAAUUUGAAGGCAACAUUCCUCAAACUUUAAGCCUUAUGAGAGGAAUUCGAGAAAUUGAUCUCUCUUGCAACAAUUUGACCGGUAAGAUCCCUCAAUACAUGGAAAAACUUGCAUUGGAGUAUUUGAAUCUAUCUUUCAAUAAUUUGGAAGGGAAGGUUUUAACAGAAGGCAUCUUUGCAAAUGCAAGUGCAAUGUUUGUUAGAGGAAACAAGAAACUUUGUGGGGGAAUUGCUGAACUUGGGUUGCCCAAAUGCAACAACAGACAAGGAGAGAAAGGAAAACUUUCAUCAGUGAAGAUAAUAACAAUAGUUGUCUCCAUUACAUGUGCAAUUGUAGGAGUAAUUGUUGUGUCUUUCUUCCUGUUUGGCUGGUCUAAAAGGAAAAAUAAAGACCAGUCUUCUGGAUCUUUAAUAAGGGAGCCAUUUAGGCAACUUUCUUAUGGAGCUCUCCUCAAAGUAACUAAUGGGUUUUCUUCAACAAAUUUAAUUGGCAAAGGGAGCUUUGGUUCUGUCUAUAAAGGAGUUCUUCAAGAAGAUGGAACUAAUGUUGCAGUCAAAGUGCUUGAUCUUGAGCAUCCAGGAGCUUUCAAGAGUUUCUUGGCAGAGUGUGAAGCCUUUGUUGGGUUUUUUAAAGCAAAGAAAGAAAAAAAUGGAGAGAACCGAGAGGAAGAAGAUGAGGAGCAGAGCACAUAAAAUGGAGAGGAGUAUAUCACUCCAACUCAAGAGAUAUCAUUUAUAUUUUACUACAUUUAUAGCAGAAACAAUACAAUAAAAAACAAUUUUUUUCUCACCUAACAUUUUACCCAAUACAAGAAAAUAUUAAGCAUUUAAAACAAAAGAUUACAUUCAAAGAUUUACUGCCAUUUCUUGUAGCGCAUGUGAAGCUCCAUUGUGCUGUCACUUUGCUGCUACUCUGUAAUCAUGUUGCAGCUCUCACGUCUUUCCAUUUGCUGCUACUUUGGCAGCUUGAACACCACAACUCCAACAGCCUU
Rubroshorea leprosula is the source of this 2247-nucleotide messenger RNA. NCBI's taxonomy places the organism in Eukaryota, Viridiplantae, Streptophyta, Magnoliopsida, Malvales, Dipterocarpaceae. The record is from the annotation of a GenBank genome assembly.